Exophiala bonariae is the source of this 3267-nucleotide messenger RNA. RefSeq lists its product as uncharacterized. The transcript has 3 exons. NCBI's taxonomy places the organism in Eukaryota, Fungi, Ascomycota, Eurotiomycetes, Chaetothyriales, Herpotrichiellaceae. Gene Ontology annotation, molecular function: protein binding. The record is from RefSeq and is a predicted model, not a curated record. Bases 1 to 3267 code for a protein of 1088 amino acids.
AUGACCAUGAUCACGAUAGAAGAGGAGGACAUGAUGGAUUCGCCUACACAAGAUCUCUUGCAACCGAGAUUUAGAUCCCAUGCUCCAUCCCGGCCUCCCAACCCAAGUGCUAGCGACAAUCAACUCUUUCCGACUGAUAUUGAUCAAAGUGCCUUGCUUGGGCAGUUCUCUUUUGCUCCAGCGACCCAGACAACCAUCGUCACCACUACCACCACUACCACCACAAAGUUUCCCCCCUUCUUGAUGCGGCCACCACGCCGGAUGCAAGAAUUGGAUCUCAAGCACUAUCCUCUGGCGGCAAGUCCUACGCCAGCCCAUCUGAGGAACAUACACUUCGAGAUUGGUGGUAGAUCGACUGUCUUCCGCGAAGCUGAAGACACAACUCUAGCCCUAGAGCAGUUGGAAGCCGAAAGACAAUCACUUCGCCGUGCAAACGGAUCUCUCCAAACAGUUCAACGUUCUUUGCCAUGUCCAGAUAUCUCUGAUGAACCAAUCCCAAGCGCACCACCUUUGCAGACUCGACCCCAAAGAAGACCUGCCUCACCCGAGUCGAUAACCGACAAUGAAGAGCAUCUCAAUCCCUCCUUGUCGUACACCUCUCAUCACCCAUCCUCCUCCAUCAGAACAGAUUCGAGACGGGAUCUAGAUCUCCGACGAUCUCAUCUUCACAUGCACGACGCUCAGAUCUCCAACCCCAUAACACCGGAUAGUCUCCAAAGACCUUCAAGAAGCAAUCGUCGGAGAUUAGCUCGAGACGCGUCUACCGUUGCAAGAAGUAGCCUGACACUGCUUCCUUCGCCAGGAACAGAGCAACUCGCCACUUUUGCACCUACUCAAAGUUCUACACCCAAGGCGCCUGAACACCAGACGUCAACGACUGAUACCACGCUCAGCCUUCCCAUCGAUAGCACGGUUGCGAGCCGUUCAAGCUUUGGAGAGUCUUCUCAAGAUCUUAUAGUGCCCACUCCCCCAAUCGAAGAUACAGCAGAGUCGUCUUCCGCACGCUCUGCGAGUUGGCGCGCUCUUUCCUCAGUACCAGCUCGCUUACAUGUCGCCGAUAGCCCUUCUAUCAAUGAUGGAAGCCUACCAAGUCCUAGUUUGUCUCCUGUCACAGCCGCAGCAACUCUGCAGAAUCCUGGCUAUUUUGCCGACAUUGACUCGAGUUCGGAUGUCGCUUCCCAGCAUGAGAUCGCGUCCAGCCUGACUCCCAUUGAACGCCGCUCUUCAGACGCCUUUACUGCUCCUAGCAUGGAAGCGAUGUUUUUCCGUCGAUCCAACAGCCAAGGUCUCACAUUUUCUCGGAGUUCUGUCACUGAAAUUCCGGCCAUGCUGGACUACUUCGAGGCCAUCCCGGACGAAUUGAAAAGUUAUGUCAUGCACCAGCUACUACGCCGCUGCCCUAAGCCAACCCUUCAGAUUGUAGCAGACGCAGUUAAUCCUGCCCUGAAGUGUGAUUUCCUCUCGGUCUUACCCGCUGAGCUCGCUCUUACUGUUCUCAAAUACCUGGACGUUCGGAGCUUGACUAGAGCCUCACAAGUCUCCAAGAAAUGGCGACAAAUGAUCAAUGGUGAUGAGCGAGCAUGGAAGGAACUCUUCGAUGCCGAUGGUUUUACUCUUCCAGAUGGAGAAUUACAACAAGCCAUCACAGAGGGAUGGGGUUGGCAAGAUCCUUGCGGUCCAGAAGGCUUCGAGCAAAAUCUGAGCAAUGCAAGCAACGUGAAGUCGGAAAAUGAAGGCAAUUCGUCAUCACCGUCAGCAUCUCAGUCUAAAGGAUUCACUGGACUUCUACGUCGAUCGAAACGCAAGGCCGCUACCAUGCUUUCUGGCCGUAACAAACAAGCAAAGAGAAGGGAAUUUUCAAGCGAAAACCCACUCGAUGUCAUGUCAAUCGACUGGAUGGGUCAAAUGUCUACAGCUGAAGGCCCUUACAAUGCUGCCAACGCCGCCAUUCUCGCAGUGCCAAAUCCAAACAUUAGAUUUCCAAGUCUCAAGGGCUUACACCUAUACAAAUCACUAUACCGAAGACAUCAUAUCAUUAGAAAAAAUUGGAUGACCGAGGAGACGAAACCACAGCAUCUUGCAUUUCGAGCUCACGACACGCAUGUUGUUACUUGCUUGCAAUUCGACACUGACAAGAUAUUGACCGGAAGUGACGACAAUAACAUCAACGUUUACGAAACAAAGACUGGAAUUCUCAGGGCAAUCUUGACUGGCCAUGAGGGAGGAGUCUGGGCCCUCCAAUACGAAGGCAACACUCUGGUCUCGGGGUCAACAGAUCGCUCAGUAAGAGUUUGGAACAUCCAAGAAGCUCGUGAGACCCAAGUCUUCCGUGGACAUACCUCGACCGUUCGCUGUCUGCAAAUCGUAUCUCCUGUCAAAAUCGGCGAAACGGCAGAGGGAAAACAUAUUAUGGUUCCAAAACAACCACUCAUCAUCACUGGGUCACGGGACUCUACUCUCCGUGUGUGGAGACUACCGAAACCUGAAGACCCGUCUUUCAUCCAGGCCGAAAAUGACAAUGAUGCUGAUGACUGUCCAUUUUUCGUCCGCACCCUGACAGGUCAUCAGCACUCAGUACGUGCAAUUGCUGCUUAUGCUGAUACCCUUGUCAGUGGUAGCUAUGAUUGUACAGUUCGAGUCUGGAAGAUUUCCACUGGCGAGACCAUCCAUCGUCUGCAAGGUCAUACAGCAAAGGUCUAUAGUGUAGUCCUCGACCACAAACGCAACCGUUGCAUCAGUGGAUCUAUGGAUAACAUGGUACGAAUCUGGGAUCUCAAUACUGGUUCAUUGAAAUACACGUUGGAGGGACAUACCUCUCUUGUUGGACUGCUUGAUCUCAGUUGUGACAAGCUUGUUUCGGCGGCAGCAGAUUCAACCCUCCGGAUCUGGGAUCCCGAAAAUGGCCAAUGCAAAGCCACGCUGAGUGCUCAUACGGGAGCGAUUACAUGCUUCAAACACGAUGGACAAAAGGUCAUUUCUGGCUCAGAUAGAACUCUGAAGUUAUGGAAUAUUAAGACCGGCGAGUGCACGAAGGAUCUCUUAUCAGAUCUGAGCGGAGUCUGGCAGGUGAAGUUUAAUGAACGUCGAUGUGUUGCAGCUGUCCAACGGGAUGGCUUAACUUACAUUGAGGUGCUUGAUUUUGGAGCGGCACGAGAUGGAGUACCGGAGCACAACCGCGGCAGGAGAAUUGUUGUCGAUGCCGACGGAUGUGAAGCAAAUAACGACGAUGUCGGAUUCCUUGACCUUGACGGCACAGCUGAAGUCUGA